CAAAGAAUUGUAAAAGCCGCCAUGCACACACAAAAAACUGGACACAGUAUGUAUUACCACAACAUGGUUACACGUACACAAAGAAUUGUAAAUUAAAGCCGCCAUACAUGACCACGUACAUCCCUACUUCAUUUUUCUGAGAGUUAUCACAACAGCAAUGUUCUUCGUUCACUGCUUAUAAAUACCAAUCUAUCCUUCUCUAUAAGCUCACAAGCUUGAGUGAGAAAAUAAGACAGAAAAGAAAAGAAAAGAAAAUGAGGUAUUUUGCAGUACUAGUUGUGUUCUCUCUUUUCUUCAUGGUAAUGUCCUUGCAGGCACAAGGACAGCGUGUUGGUUCUAUUGUUAGCAAAGCACUGUUUGAUCAGAUGUUGAAGCACCGCAACGACGGCAACUGCCCCGCCAAGGGUUUCUACACCUACGAGGCUUUCAUAGCUGCUGCCAAUUCCUUUGAAGGUUUUGGAACAACCGGAGACGCCGCUAGAGAGAUUGCAGCCUUCUUGGCUCAAACUUCACAUGAAAUUACAGGUGGAAGUGGGUGGCCUGGUGCACCAGAUGGUCCAUAUGCGUGGGGAUAUUGCUUCGUCCGGGAAAGAAACGAACCGGACUAUCACUGUGACUCGAGGAAGGGGCCAUGCCCUCCCGGUAAAAAGUACUUUGGCCGAGGACCCAUCCAACUCACUCACAACUACAACUAUGACAAAGCUGGUAAAGCCAUCAAGGCGGAUCUCAUAAACAACCCGGAUCUGGUAGCCACAGACCCGAUUAUAUCAUUCAAGACUGCCAUUUGGUAUUGGAUGACUCCACAGUAUAACAAGCCCUCGAGUCACGAUGUCAUCACCGGAAUAUGGAAACCGUCGGAUGCGGAUAGGUCAGCUAGUCGGGUCCCGGGUUACGGUGUGAUCACUAACAUAAUCAAUGGUGGGUUGGAGUGUGGCAAAGGUCCAAAUGAUGAGGUGGCGGAUCGGAUUGGAUUUUACAAGAGGUACUGUGACAUACUGAGCUUGACCCAUGGCAACAACUUGGAUUGCUACAAUCAAAAGCCUUUUGGGCCAUAAAUAGCUCAUAUGUAAAAGAAUUAGAUUACAAGAAUAUUAGUUAUGUCUAGCUAAGUAAAAUAAAGGGAUAGAUAGACCAUGCUAUGUAACUCUAUCCAAAUAAAGAGAAUUUUAGAAGUACUUAUUGUAUUCUCAGUUUGAGAAUUUGUAGUUAUUGUAUUCUCAGUUUGAGAAUUUUUAGUUUUUCUGUAUAAUUUUGUUUCUCUUCAUCAGGGUGAAAUUUAGAUUACUUAAAUUUGUCUA
This is a messenger RNA of Cornus florida, 1298 nucleotides long. Its product is annotated as endochitinase-like. The record is from RefSeq and is a predicted model, not a curated record. Lineage: Eukaryota; Viridiplantae; Streptophyta; Magnoliopsida; Cornales; Cornaceae. Gene Ontology annotation, molecular function: chitinase activity. The transcript is spliced from 3 exons. Gene Ontology annotation, biological process: cell wall macromolecule catabolic process; carbohydrate metabolic process; defense response to fungus. The coding region runs from base 255 to 1055 and encodes 266 amino acids.